GUUUCAGCAGCAACUAGGUCACAAUAAGGGCGCGUAUGAUUUUCCACCUUUUGGUGACGUUACCGUCACCACUCUGUACCGUUGUAUUAUAUGACUGAAACCCAUCAAAUCAGUUUUGACCUCUCGAAAGUACGAACUCGAGGCUGGUUCGAACCUCAUCCCACACGCCCUAACAGUCACGCCGUCUAUGGUAGCUCGUCAAAACCGCGGAAAAAAGCGUUCUGGCCUGUCUUCCCCUCGUCACUUGUUAUUAAAUCUCGAGUUCGAGUCGAUUUAGGCGUCCUGACUCCUUACUAGAGCUGCUUCCAGGGGAGAAAUGGAGGACAAGUGCCCUUUCUGCGGCAGCCGGGAUGGUGCGCGGAACCUUCCCGCUCUGCACGGUCCGGCGCCGAAUCCGUCGCAGAACCCGUCGCAGGGCCAACCCAAUCACCACCAUCACCCGCACCCCACGCCGCAUUUUACGCCGCAUAAUACGGCGCAUCAUGCAUCGCAUCAGCCGCCGGCGCCGGCGCCGUACGAGACGGUGCUGGUGGCGUGCGCGAGCUGCGCGCGGAUCGUCGCGGAGCGGCGGAUCAUUCCGCUGCUGUUCGUUCCGCGCGCCGUCCAGGAAGCUUCCUUCUGCCUCCCCGCUAGGGACGUGCUCGCGCACGCGAAGCUUCGCCCGGACGAGGUACAAGCAGCCGCGAAAAAAAUGGUGGAGAUUAAAGCCGGAGGAGGUGAGGAAGUUAAAGCUGGUGGAACCGAGAGAGACAACGCAGCGCCAGAGACAGCAGCAGCAGCAGCAGCAGCAGCAGCAGCAGCAGCAGGAGCAGAUAUAACUGCAGCAGGAGCAGAUAUGACUGCAGCAGGAGCCGUUUUUAAGGGGGAAACGGGAAAGGGCGUGGUAUCCGUCGUAAAGCCAGGGGUCAAAGUGGAGAUGGAGGAAGGGGGGGGGAAGCGGGAAGAGACAGGAGGGAAGGGGGGGAAGAAGGAGGCGAGUCAGCCGCUGGUAGGGUUUGAUCUGAAUUUUGAUCUGAAUAUGGAUGCGAUGGACGGUGGAGAUGACGCGACGGGUGGGAGGAUGGACGGUGGAGAUGAAGCGAUGGGCGGGGGUCUAGUCUCGGAAACGCAAGAGGGUGAAGAGGAAGCGGGGGAGGAGGAGGAAGAAGAGGAGGAAGAGGAAGAGGAGGAGGAGGAAGAGGAGGAGGAGGAAGAAGAAGAGGAGGAGGAGGAAGAAGAGGGGGAGGAAGAGGAGGAGGCGGAAGAGGGCACAAGCCCCAACUCUCUUUUGUCAGAGGGUGACGAUCCAUCCGACCAAUUUCUCGAUGUCUUCUCGUCGCUCUCUCUCGAGUCCGGCCCGCCCUCUUCUCCGCCGCCUCCCUCUCUUUCUCCGGUCAACUGGCGGAGAUGGAGCGCCUGAUUGGCCCGGUGCUCUACACCGGCUGCCCGGGAGGGUCAGGGGGCAGUGCUGUGGGCACAACUGAUUUUUUGCGUGCCUAUUUCCAGAUUCUCGAAGUGAGUGGGCUCCUGGAGAUCAACCAGAGCAUAACCGAUCAUGCGGUUACCCUAUUCCGGGACUACGUGGUCUCAGCAGGGGGAGCCCGCAACCGCAACAUCGAGGCGCUGGCCACAGCAGCGGUGGUGCAGGCGAUGCGGGAGGCGCAGGAGGCGCGCACCCUCCAGGAAGUUUCCCUGGUGGCGGGGAUCGCGGUUAAGGAGCUGGGGAGGAGUCUCAAGGGCGUGAUGGAGGUGCUGAGGCUGCAGCAGCCGGUGAAUAGCAAUUCAGUCUCCUUCCACAUGCCGAGAUUCGCGUCCAUCCUGCAGCUGCGCAAGUCUACCCAGGACCUGGCAACCCACGUGGGUGAGGUCGUAAUCUCCAAGUCCUUCUGCACGCGACGCAACCCCAUCAGCAUCAGUGCGGCGGCCAUCUACCUGGCGUGUCAGCUGGAGGACAAGAGGCGGACGCAGACAGAGAUCUGCAAGGCCACAGGGCUCACCGAGGUGACUCUAAGGAAGGUGUACAAGGAGCUGCUGGAGAAUAUCGAUGAUCUGCUGCCUGAGGGCUACGAGCCCACCAUCCCUGCUGACAGGGUCGCCAGCAUGCCUCUAUCCGGC
Closterium sp. NIES-67 is the source of this 2094-nucleotide messenger RNA. The record is from the annotation of a GenBank genome assembly. Lineage: Eukaryota; Viridiplantae; Streptophyta; Zygnematophyceae; Desmidiales; Closteriaceae.